CGAUGCGCGUGGUAGUGAUCGGAGCGGGCGUCAUCGGGCUGUCCACCGCCUUCUGCAUCCACGAGCGCUACCACUCGGUCCUGCAGUCGCUGGACGUGAAGGUCUACGCAGAACGCUUCACCCCGCUCACCAACACUGAUGUGGCUGCCGGCCUCUGGCAGCCCUACCUCUCCGAGCCCAGCAACCCACAGGAAGCGCGCUGGAACCAGCAGACCUUCAACUAUCUCCUGAGCCACAUUGGUUCUCCCAACGCUGCAGACAUGGGCCUGGCCCCACUCUCAGGCUACAACCUCUUCCGUGAAGCCGUUCCGGACCCUUACUGGAAGGAUGUAGUUCUGGGAUUUCGGAAGCUGACCCCGAGAGAGCUGGACAUGUUUCCCGAUUACAGCUAUGGCUGGUUCAACACAAGCCUGAUUCUGGAGGGAAGGAAGCAUCUUCAGUGGCUGACUGAAAGGUUAACUGAGAGAGGAGUGAAAUUCCUCCUAAGGAAGGUGGAGUCUUUUGAGGAGGUGGCAAGAGGAGACGCUGACGUGAUUAUCAACUGCACUGGGGUAUGGGCUGGGGCUUUGCAACCAGAUCCCCUGCUGCAGCCAGGCCGGGGGCAGAUCAUUAAGGUGGCUGCCCCAUGGAUUAAGCACUUCAUUAUCACCCAUGACCCAGAGAGAGGCAUCUAUAAGUCCCCAUACAUCAUCCCAGGGAUCCAGGCAGUGACUCUUGGAGGCAUCUUCCAGCUGGGGAACUGGAGUGAGACAAACAAUAUCCAGGACCACAACACCAUUUGGGAAGGCUGCUGCAGACUGGAGCCCACACUGAAGGAUGCAAAAAUCGUUAGUGAAUGCACUGGCUUCCGGCCAGUGCGCCCCCAGGUUCGACUAGAAAGAGAACAGCUUCCCGUUGGAUCUUCAAACACAGAGGUCAUCCACAACUAUGGCCACGGAGGCUAUGGGCUCACCAUCCACUGGGGCUGUGCCCUGGAGGUGGCCAAGAUCUUUGGGAAAAUCCUGGAAGAAAGGAAUUUGCUCAGGAUGCCACCAUCCCACCUGUGAAGAUGCCAGUGACCUCCGCCUCCCCCACAAAAACUCCCUGCUCCCCUCA
Molecule: messenger RNA, 1095 nt
Organism: Lipotes vexillifer (Yangtze River dolphin)
Lineage: Eukaryota; Metazoa; Chordata; Mammalia; Artiodactyla; Lipotidae
Gene: DAO
Product: D-amino acid oxidase
Exons: 10
Coding region: 3-1046 (347 amino acids)
Biological process (GO): D-serine catabolic process; L-proline catabolic process; D-alanine catabolic process
Cellular component (GO): cytoplasm
Molecular function (GO): FAD binding; D-amino-acid oxidase activity
Source: RefSeq, a predicted model, not a curated record